AUGCCGCUGCUGUUGCUGCUGCUGCUUCGAGAGCUUCACUUUCCUCCUGUGGAAGAUGAGCAGCCCAGAGGCCCCAGAGUUGGAUUCACAGUUACUGAGAAGGAAGUCCAGCAGUGGUACAAAGGCUUCAUCAAGGACUGCCCCAGCGGGCAGCUGGAUGCUGCAGGCUUCCAGAAAAUCUAUAAGCAGUUCUUCCCAUUUGGAGAUCCUACCAAGUUCGCUACGUUUGUUUUCAACGUCUUUGACGAAAACAAGGACGGGCGGAUCGAGUUCUCUGAGUUCAUCCAGGCGCUGUCGGUGACCUCAAGGGGAACUCUGGAUGAGAAGCUUCGGUGGGCCUUCAAGCUCUACGAUCUGGAUAACGACGGCUACAUCACCAGGAACGAGAUGCUGGACAUUGUGGACGCCAUUUACCAGAUGGUGGGGAACACCGUGGAGCUCCCCGAGGAGGAAAACACCCCGGAGAAGAGGGUGGACCGCAUCUUCGCCAUGAUGGAUAAGAACGCCGACGGGAAGCUGACCCUGCAGGAGUUCCAGGAAGGAUCGAAGGCAGACCCCUCCAUUGUGCAGGCGCUGUCCCUCUAUGACGGGCUGGUAUAGUCCAGGGCCCAGAGCCGGGAUGCCUGGGAACCACUCACCUCCUCCCGUGCCAUGAGGCCACCUCCGCCCCAACACCACCCUCCUGUGUCCACCCAGCCUUUCUCCGCAUCCAUACCCAGCCGGGCUGCCCUGGAACCACGAGGCCCGGCUCUCCUUCCCCCAGCCCUGCACCCACCACCGCCUGAAGCCACCGGCUCCAAUUGCCAACCACCUCUGCUUGUUCAGAAACCAACACGAAACGGAAAAGGCUCUAGCCCUCUGCAAAACCAAGGACUCGGCUGCUUCGCAGGCAGCCUCUGGGUCCCUCCCGCUCUCCUGCGCGUGUGCUUUUGUUUUUUUAUUUCAAACAAACAUUGAAAAAGAAAAAAACAAAACAAAACUACCUUCUGUCCUAGAAGGUACAGACUGACAGAUGGGGAGAAAGCUACCGUUGACCUCAGAGAACACUGCCUCCCGCCUCGGCCGUCCUUCGGCAGCUGGAGAGGCCACGGAAGUCACGGCCUCGGCCACGGUGCGCUCGGGGUGUCAGGGGGGCCCACCUGAUUAACGUUAUUUGUCGUCCCAUCCUCGAGCAGCGAAACCACCUGCGUGGCUAGGAUGAUUCAUGAUGAUGAUGUUGAUGAUGAUUUUUUUGUGAUAACAGUAUUGUGCUUUUUGUGGGGAAAGUGAGUUUUUUUAUACAUAUAUAAUUGAUAUCUUUUAUUUAUUGGUUGUUAACUGUUGCUGCUGCCUCGUGUGUCCAAAGCUCCCAGGGAUGCGGGGCCUACCGUUUACAUGUGCACGCCCUCGCCCACCUGCCCACCUGCCCACCUGCGCUUGGGAGGAUGGUGGCCUGCAGCGGCCAAGAAGCCAAAAAACUUUCUCUCUCUCUCUCUCUCUCGCUCUUUUUUUUUUUUUUUCCAGAUACUGUGCUCGAUGUUUGGAGAGGGGGAAGAGUGGGUUUCUUAAAUGGCUAAUGCACUGUUUUCCCCCCACCCCCAGCCCAAAUGCCUCCUCUUGAACCCCUUUUCUCUGCUUCCUGUCCACACUCCCCAUCCUGUGUCUUCCUCUGGGUCCACAGCAUCUUUUCUGAGGACAAACAGGGGAUAUCUUUUGGUUUCUCAACUCUUGCUUUGGUGUUUGCAGCAGCAUGGAGCCUGGGAGCCAACAAGGGAGGACUGGGUACAUUAGGAAAGGGGAGGAGGGCACUCUUUGCAAGCAGGUGAGCAGAGGAAGGGCUCCUUCUCCCUCCGUGGUGGAUUUUGAAAACUGUCGCUCAGUUCUCUCCCACUUGCUUUUCUGCCUGCCGGUCUGCCUUGUCCGGUAGACCACAGAGCAUCCUCCUUCCCUUCCCUCUCUCAGCUCAGAUGCUGGGAGGGCGGGCGGGAGGGAAGGGGCACAGGCAAUCCCAUUCGGUAGUGGCUGCUCCUAGAGGCUAUGGCCCACACGCGCUCAUAGGAAGCUUCUAACCCCACCUGCCACCGAGACAGGAUGGCCCUGGAACUGCCACCAGGAAAGUCAGAUGACCUUGGACCAGAGGCCAGGAACCUGCAGCUGGCUCUGCUCUGUGAUUGUGGGCAGGCCCCAGGCCUCUCUGGGCCCCAGCUACCCCAGCUGCAGAACCAGGAAGCUUGGGCUUCUUGAACCGGAAGGUCCACUUCCAUGCUGACACUGUACAAUCAUAGGCUGGGUCUUUUACAGUUUAUGAUUCUGCGGUCUGUGGCUAAGUUUGCCAGACCCCAACAGACACGAGAUCUGUUUGAGUCACUAUUUUGUCUCUUGGCACAAGUCUUUGGGGACAUGGCAGCUGCUGGUUGUGUUGUGUGGGGUCAGAUGACCUACCUGGUUCUCUCUGCAGUUCUUCCUGGUCCCUCCUGGACUCUUGAACUGUCUUUUUGGCCCAGAACUAGUCCUCAUGGAAGGAAGGCUUCUGGUAUGGGAAGCAGCCUCCCAGACUACCUAGGGCCCGGCCUGACUCUAGAAUUCCCGCUUCUUUGCAAAGUCAGCAGCCUGUCCUCUCCCUGCUUACUCCAGCCCCAGGAGAGGAAAAGCUGGCCCUUGGUUCUCACUUUGAAUUGUCCUUGGUCUUCACUUUGCACUUUCCCAGGAGGCCAGAGCGACUGCUAAUUAACCCAGAGCACUGCUCUGCCAGCGUGGGGCUUGCAUGUCCGUUCCCGCUGGCUGGACCGCUCAGCCAGUCCCUGACUCCCUUCUUGCUCAGCAGAGCCCGUGGCUGUCCCCCACCUCUACUGUAAGCCCCAGAUUCCGCGGGUACUGGGAGCGCUUUGAUCUUCACAGGUGACUUUGCAGGUUGGGCCCCUCAAGGCCCCUGCAGUCACCUUCCUGCUCAGGCCACUGGCUCAGGAGCCCCAGGACUCCCCCUCCCAAUCCUGGCUCUGACCUAGGACCCUCGGGCAGGAUGACUUGGUGGCUUGGGGCUGGAGGAGGGGAGAGGAGGGCCCUUCCCCAUGUCACAUUACUUCUCUGGCUUCUGCCUGAGCCUCGAUUUGCGUCUCUGGCCCAGUGGGGAGGAGCUGUCGAGCACCCCAUGCUAAAGGCAUCAUCUCGGUAAGGGACUUGCGGCUCAGAAUCAUCCAGGCUUAUGCGUGUGGGUUCCCCCCGCCCCCUUCCCUCCCCAGCUCGGGCAUCAAUUCCCAGGCGUCUACGAGCAUCUGCCCACGAGGCCUUCCUUCCACCUUCUUGCCCUCUGACCUUUUGGUUUGGAGCCACGGGUGUGGCAGGCGUCCUGUGGCCCCAUGGCUCAGGCGCACCUUGGGUCCAUGCCCGGGGACAGCCCAGAGCUGCCGGAAGGGCCAGCCCUCUUCCUGGCGGGGUGCUGGGCUUUGGCCGUUUGUGCCCGAGGUUGCCGGGCAGGGACAGUUCUGUCUCCUCCUCUCACCAGGCCUCUAGAUCUGGAAUCCUGAGCAGCUGUGGGCCUCUGUCCCCAGCAGCGAUUUCCACCAGAGGCCCAGGCCUGCUCUCUGGGGGUUCCAGACCCACCGGAUGCCAGGCUCUCCGUCCCUCUGCCGACCCUUCUCUCCUCGUCCCCUGGCCCAGGAGCAGCGGCCCUUGCCUCUUCCUCAGGGCGUCCGCUCCCCACUCUGUGUUGAUGGCACUGAGGAGAAGCCAGAGGUCCCGACAUUUGACCAGGCAACGUUUUGAGUAACGUCGAGGCAAACGUGCGUGUCCUCCCUUCCCCAGAAAUGCUUUUCAGUUUGACAGCCAACUUCCUAGACGACAGGCACACCUGGGCUUUCGGGAACCUGUCUUUUCUCUGAGGGGAGGAAGGUUGGGGGGGCCUUGGCCCCCCGGGAGGGGCAGCCUCUGUCUGGAGCUAAGCCCCACUGCGCGCCCAGCGCAAAGCUACCCGGUUCUCGGCGCAGCCUCGCCUCCGCGUCUGGCGAUCCAAGGGGACGCCGGCGCGCCCCCUGGUGGCGGGGAGCUGCAAAGGCAUGUGGGGGCCCCCCACAGGCCAAACAGGAGCUUGGAGGGGGCAGCGGGAGGCGGGGGAGCGGAGGAGGGGGCUCCGAUCUCACCCGGGCUCUGGGCCCCAGCCCCGCAUUUUUGGCAGCGUGUCUCCCAGAUGCCCCUCUUCUAGGUCUGCCCCCUCCCUUCCCGCCGGGAUAGCAAGUUAAUUAAGUUAAUUAGCAUAAGGGCACAGUGAUGGGAAGCCUUGCCCUCUACCCAUUUUUUUAAUAUCUGCGGAAUAAACCCAAUGGUUGAUUUUUGACUGAAUAAAAGGCUUUUGUUGAAUAAACAGCUGGUCCCAUCUUCUGUCUUGGCAUCUAGGCUCAGGCUCUCGACUGGCCGGAACUGGGACAAACACAGAAUCCCCCUCCUCCCCCGCUCCUGCCCCUCGCCCCUCAGCCUGCACACUUCUGUUUUCCCUACGUCUUUGCAGGGCCCGGGGCUCCACGGAGGGCCACACGCUCCCAGUCCGACUCCGUGACCGGCUUUCUCUGAGACUGGGGGCGGGUCGCU
This is a messenger RNA of Neomonachus schauinslandi (Hawaiian monk seal), 4560 nucleotides long. It is a transcript of the gene NCS1, whose product is annotated as neuronal calcium sensor 1. NCBI's taxonomy places the organism in Eukaryota, Metazoa, Chordata, Mammalia, Carnivora, Phocidae. The record is from RefSeq and is a predicted model, not a curated record. The coding region runs from base 1 to 600 and encodes 199 amino acids. Gene Ontology annotation, molecular function: calcium sensitive guanylate cyclase activator activity; calcium ion binding. The transcript has 9 exons.